This is a messenger RNA of Chara braunii, 7494 nucleotides long. The record is from the annotation of a GenBank genome assembly. Lineage: Eukaryota; Viridiplantae; Streptophyta; Charophyceae; Charales; Characeae.
ACGAAUCAAGUUUGUCUGACCCCCUGAAAGUGUUGAGGGACAACAUGUUGUCACUGCAUGCGCAUGUGGACAGCAGGAUGGACUUCAUGCAAAGCACUUUGGACCAUAUCCUAGAUGCAUUGACAAAGCCAGGAUUCCGGCCACCAGCACAAUCGCCGUUGCCGUUAACGGCGAUGUCAGGCCCCUUUGCCGUUCAAGUUGGCACACAGCCAAGUGGCACAUCCGCAGCAGCAGCACAUACUGUUGCAUCUUCUUCUUCGGGUCCAGUGGUGAUUGCUGCAUCACCACAACAACCUGUUCAGUCAACUGGACAGCCGCAAGGUCAAUGGUAUCCCAAGACCCCAAUGAAACCACCUCUUGCCUUCUCCGGCGAGAGAAAGGACGAGGAACUCAACACAUGGUUGAGGACGGUCUCGGCUUGGGUGAAGGCCAAAAGGACCUUGCCUGAGGACGAAGUGGUAACUGCGGCGUCUUACCUUGAGGGUAAGGCAGCCAAGUGGUUAGAUGGUGUAGUUGUGAAGGCCGGGAGGCUCAAAGGGCCACUAAUGCCAUUAACAAACUUGACCAACGCAAGUUCAGCCUUAGAGGACUURGAGAGUGARUGGUCRAACAAGGACCCUCGCGAGUCCURGGUGGCACUAAGGAAAGGUCCUAGAGGGGAACAUUUCGUGGUGGAAGUCGAUGUGGGAGGCCGCAAAUGUGGUGCCUUCAUAGACAUUGGCUCCACGCGRAAUUACAUAAGUCGCGACUGUUUGGAAAGRCYGCACCUACARGACCGGGUACGGCACCUUAGUAGACCCGUAGCAUCUACUUUSGCCAACAAGGARCGCAUGAUUGUAACARACUACAUCAAGGACGUAGUYUGUACCUUCUCCUAUGGAGGAGGUGAGCUUAACCAUAAGAUCUCGUUCUUGGUUAGCGACGACUUGCCAUUYGAWAUGUUGUUAGGCAUGUACUACCUCGAAGUUGCUGAGCCCCAGUUCGACUGGGAUAAGAAGGUGCUCAAAUACAAGUUGCCCGAUGGCCGAACCGUCAGAUUGACUAAGUUCAAGGYCAGUAGUAUUGUAGAUACCUAUGGCUGCUUGUGCGCAUCAGCAUUCUAUAACUAUUACAAGCAAAACCGAGAGGAGGGUAUGUACCUUGUUUAUGUCUCUGAGAAGGGGGAGGCCGUUAAAACACCCCCAGAGAUAGAACGCAUCGUUGCUAAGUUCCCUGAUCUGUUCGAGGAACCCUCAGGAGUUGUUGAUAGGGAAGUCGUCCACGCUAUAGAAAUCAUUCCAGGGAGUAAGACCCCAAAGGGAAGGAUCUAUAGGAUGGCCCCUACCGAGUUAGAUGAACUUCGGAAGCAACUCAAGGAGCUGACAGAGAAGGGUUGGAUUCGUCCUAGUACUUCCCCUUACGGAUCACCCGUGCUAUUCGUUCCGAAGAAGGGGGGUACUUUGAGGAUGUGCAUUGAUUAUAGAGUCCUCAAUGCCAUCACUAUGAAAAACGCAGAGCCUCUACCUUGCAUAGACGACCUACUGGAUAGGGUGCAGGGAUGCAAGUACUAUACGAAAAUAGACUUGAAAUCCGGAUAUCAUCAGAUCGCAAUAAGACCUGAGGACCAACACAAGACAGCUUUUCAGACUAGAUAUGGUCUGUAUGAGUUUGUAGUGAUGCCUUUCGGUCUUUGUAAUGCGUCGGGUACAUUCCAGCACGCUAUGAAUCGAAUCUUCCAUGAUCAUUUAGAUAAGUUUGUCGUAGUCUAUCUAGACAACAUUCUGAUUUUUAGUAAGUCUGCCGAGGAGCACGCACAGCAUCUUGAGACAGUUCUCUCACUCCUUCGACAGCACAAGUAUAAGGUCAACUUAGAGAAGUGUGAGUUCGGUCGCACAAAGAUUCUAUACUUGGGUCAUGAAGUAUCCGCGGAAGGAAUUAGGUCGGAAGAUGCGAAGGUGGCUAGUAUUCAAGACUGGCCACGACCUCAGACAGUCACUGAGGUCAGAUCAUUCUUAGGAAUGUGCGGCUACUAUAGGAACUUCGUAAAUAACUAUUCUACAGUCGCCUCUCCUUUGACUGAUCUAACUCGACUUGACACACCGUGGGACUGGAGUGAUGAGUGCGAGGGUGCUUUCAAAAGAUUGAAGCAUGCACUCAUGAAUCAUGAAGUUCUCAUGGUUCCCGAUCUGCAAAAGCCAUUCAUAGUGACCACUGACGCAAGCCAAUACGGCAUUGGCGCAGUGCUGGCUCAGCGGGAUGGAAAAAAGUUGAGACCGAUUGAGUACAUGAGUAAGAAGAUGCCAUCGAAGAAGCUGGCUAAGUCCACCUACGAAAGGGAACUCUAUGCUCUCUACAAGGCACUUGUCCAUUGGAGACACUUCCUUUUGGGAAGAUUCUUCUAUCUGAGGACUGAUCAUCAGACCCUCAAAUGGAUCAAGACUCAACCGGCUCUUUCUGAUGCACUCAAGCGAUGGAUUGAGGUCAUAGACCAAUAUGACUUCAAGCUUGAGUACCUGAAAGGAGAGUACAACAAGGUUGCAGAAGCGCUAUCCCGUAGAGCAGACUACCUAGGUGCGCUAGUUUCUGAAUUUGGCGUAUCUAAUGAAGUAACUCAAUCAUUGGUGGGAGCCUAUCAGGAAGACCCUGUCACGAUGGACAUCAUCCGCAAACUUCAGGCAAAAGACAAGGCCACAGAAAGUGAGUUUGUGAUGGUGGAUGGGCUAAUCUAUCUUGAUAAGGCCGGAGUAAAGAGAUUGGUAGUUCCAUCUAGUGAACAGUUGCGUAGUUUAUUUUUAGGCGAAUGUCAUGACGCAACUGGGCACUUUGGCUACAAGAAAACGAGUGCUAACUUAGUACAACGAUUUUGGUGGCCCAGAAUGUUAGAUGACGCAAAGAAGUAUGUUGAGACCUGUCAGGUCUGUCAGCGAGACAAGCCGCGAACCCAAGCACCACUUGGGUUAUUGAAGCCUUUACCUAUUCCUGAUGGUCCAGGAUUGAGUGUUUCCAUGGAUUUCAUGGACACCCUUGUGACCAGCAAGAGUGGUAAGAGGCACAUCUUCGUCAUCAUUGACCGAUUUACCAAGUACGCUAGACUCAUUCCAAUGCCAGAGACAGCCAGGACAGAAUACGUCAUCAAGUUGUUCAAGGACAAUUGGGUAAGGGACUUUGGUUUACCAAAGACCAUCAUUAGUGAUCGGGACGUCCGAUUCACAAGUGAGUUGUGGAAGAAGACUGCGGAACAGAUGGGCAGUCAACUUCAAAUGACUUCAGGGAAUCAUCCCGAAGCCAACGGACAGGCUGAACAAAUGAAUAGAGUUGUACAGCACUUGCUGAGGCAUUACAUCAAGCCCAGCGAGGAUGACUGGGAUGAGCAGUUACCUCUCAUCGCUAGCCUGUACAACAAUGCUAUACAUAGUAGUACCGGCGUUAGUCCUAACCAGCUGCACUUAGGAUGGAAGCCUAGAUCAGCAUUAGACUUCCUCCUACCUGAAAACCGACCCGAUGCAACUCUAGGCACACUUGAAUAUGGUGUGCAAUAUGAGAAGUUGCUGCAAGAUGCUAUUGAACAUAUGAAGAAAGCUCAGCAAGCCAUGAUUGCUUCUGAGAAUCAACAUCGCAGACAGUCCACAUUUCAGGUAGGGGAAAGUGUCUGGGUCAAGGCUAGUGAGUUAGGACAGGAGUUCGGAAUAUCUCGUAAACUAAUGCCUCAAUACUUUGGUCCCUGGGAAAUCUUGGAUGUAGUGGGAGAUGAGUCAGAUGGUCCCACAUAUGUCAUUCGUGGCCCUGGACACCUACGCACUCACCCAGUCUUUCAUGCCUCAAAGCUUGCACCUUUCGCUGAGACUGAUCAAUUCCCUUCCAGGAGAUCGAUGCUGGCCCCAACCAUGGAUGGACAAGUCGACAUCGACGACAUUGUGGAUCACAGGGAUAUGCCUCCUCAAAUCGAAUUGGACGAAUCAGAUGAAGAGAUGGAGCGAACACAACAGAGAAAGCUAUUGGAGCAAGCUCACGGCUCGCCAAUGGUUUUGACAUCUCAGGAAAGCAGGAAUGUUCGACUCCCUCAGUAUCAAGGAGAGAAGCAUUAUCACCAUAAUCCUCACAAGAAAAAUCCACUGGAGGUGGACGUUACUGGAGAGCUGAGAAAAUCUGGGCCGUUGUCUCCUCCAACAUCAAUUGCAAGAAUGGUGGUUCAGCCAACCCUGAACAAAAGGUAUAUGGAAAUAGAAGCACCUUUUCGUCGGCAACUGAAGACGUCAUCAGUGCAAUUAAUGAAACGAAGGAUGGAUCCAGCAACUGUGCCUCGCCAGUUCUGCUUAGAACCUGACGUCAUUGACUUUGGGAAGGUACUGCUGGGAAGCAGCCACAAGCAGACAGCAAUUCUACACAACUUUGACUCGGAUAUGGGAGCUUUCAAGCUGAAGCCAUGGAAGAAGCCAUUACAUGUUAUUUACAGUCCUGGAAGGGAGGAGGAGGAGCAGAUGGUCGCCGUCCUGAGGGAAAGAAAGGAGAAGAAAGAGGUCAAGAAGAAGGCCCUACAGGAGGAGCAGGUGGCCAAGUUGAAGAAGAUGGAGGAAGAGAUGGCCAGAGAGAAAGAGAGAAUAAAGAAAGAAGAAGAGGAGAAGCGGAAAGAGGUGGAGGAGGAAGAGGAGGAAGAUGAAACGCCACUGCAAAGGAAGAGGGGGCAGUACAGUGGCAGCAGAGAUGAUGAGAUGGAAAAACGGAUUUCAGAAUGGGUCGCCAACUUAUCCCUGGGUGAAGAAGAAGAGGUGGCAAUGUAUAUCCCCAAGGAUGAUCAAGAGGCCGCUAUGAGAGCUUGGGACGCAGAAGAAGAUGUCAUAAAGCCGCAGGCGAUGGAAGAUGAGAAGAGGAUGGAAUGGAAGCUGGCAAUGAUGAGGGAGAAGAAGAGGAGAGUGGACGUGGCAGCAGAUGCGGCGGAAGAAUUGGAGGAGGUAAAAAAGAUAGAAGAGCAAUUAGUCGCCCAGGCUGAACUCCCAAAGAAAAUGGAGGUCAAAGCCCGAAACGUCGCACGCUUAGCGCGAAUUCAGGCAGAGCAGUAUGACUUCAGUAGGAGUCAGCAUAUAGCUGUGCGUUCGAUACGAUUGGGAUUUCGGGACUUUGCUCGUGAGUUGGUGGGAGUUGUAGGAGCCGAGGUGGGCCACCGCCUCGACAAGACCGAGCGGUUUUGUGCUAGCGCCAUUGAUGGCGUCAAGGCGGCAGCUCCCAAGGAGGAGGAAGCACGUUCUCGCCGGGAGCCGGUCAAAGUCAAAUUCCCUGAUUCCUACAGAGGAAAACGGGAAGAAAACUUUGACAAUUGGAAGGCCAAUGUCAAGACCUAUGCGCAUUUGCAACAGGUCUCCCCGGAUCAGCAUGUUCUAAUUGCGAUCCACACGCUUAGAGAUGAGGCCGCCAGCUUCGCAAGGUUCCUAGUUCGUGCUGCCAACUGCAAUGAUGAUGCAGUUGCAUACUCGUCAUUCACCCCCCUCGUUGAUUUUCUGAAAUUGCUGCGCGGGCGGUUUGCAGACGUCGCUCGGAGUGUCAAAGCCUCAGAUAAGCUCCAGACAAUCCACGCUCGUAAGUGGAAGAGCGCCAGGGCACUUAAGAGUACCAUGGACGAGUUAGUGGCGGUACCUGACCACGGGGUCACAGACACCCAGUUGGUCGCCCUCUUCUAUCGGGCGAUGCCCGAAGCCUUCCGUGGGCAUUUCUUCGCCAAGAGCGAAGAUCCUGCCACCACGUACGAUUCYCUUAGCCGUGAAGUGGUGGCCUUKGAAGCAAAGUCGGUGUCAGUUUCUACAUUCUGGCACAAGGACUUAGAUAAGGGAAAGCAAUGGAAGGGCCGCACUAUCUCRGGGCAAGUGAAGACUAAGKAUAGUCUUGUCCUAACUUUAGAUGAGGGUAGUGUGGAUGAGAUCCCCUACGACCAGAUUGAGUGGGGGUUAGAGGAGGAGGACAGCGGUGUGGGUCAGGGGAGAACUUACGCUGUUGUCGCGGCUGGAGGGAGGCCGCAAGGAGGAGGACGAGGCCAGGGCCAAGGGGGUCGGGCCUCAGGGGGCCGGUUUCAGGGCGAUCGGGGGGUUGGCGGCAAAGGAGGAAACCACCAAGCGAGAGAAAGGGGUCAAGGUCCCCCGCAAAACCGUCCUAGGAACAGGUCUCCCUAUAGGGUCUUGGAGAAGCUAAGAGAAGCUAACUUCAAGAUCAAUGCAAAGAAGUGCGAUUGGGCAAAGACCCAAGUUUUGUAUUUAGGCCAUGUCUUAGACGGAGACGGCAUCAAGCCCAAAGACAGCAAGAUUGCAGCGAUUAGAGAUUGGCCGACACCGCGUACGUUGACAGAGUUGCGGUCGUUCUUAGGCCUAGCAAACUAUUAUAGGAAGUUGCCCUUUGUCGUCACUACGGACGCUAGUCAGUACGGCAUAGGUGUUGUGUUGCAGCAAGACGAUGGCAAUGGGUAUAGACCCGUAGAAUUCAUGUCCGCCAGAAUGCCUUCAGAAAAGGUCGCGACAUCUACCUAUGAGAGGGAACUCUACGCUCUCAGGCAAGCCUUAGAACAUUGGAAACACUACUUGCUUGGGAGGCAUUUCAAAGUCUAUUCCGACCGUGAGAUAUUGAGAUGGUUAAAGACGCAGGCCAAGAUGAGACCUAAGCUUACUAGGUGGGCCGCAGAGAUAGAUCAGUAUGACUUUGAGCUCAAGCCAGUCAAGGGAAAGUAUAACGUAGUUGCGGAUGCUCUGAGUAUGAGAGUUGAUUACUUUGGGGCAAUAGUGCAUUACCUAGACAUAGGGAGGGACCUGCACCAGAAGAUUAGAGAAGCCUAUGCGCAGGAUCCUAUCUAUAAUGACCUCCUCAAGAGGGUCAAGGAGGCCCCAGAGACUGAGCCGAACUACCGCACUACUGAAAGGUUGCUCUUUGAGAAGACUAAUGUAUUUGACCGCCUGUGCAUCCCCAAUAGUGAAGAGGUCCAUAGUCUGAUCUUGGGAGAAUGCCAUGACACAGAGGGUCAUUUUGGUUGGCAAAAGACUUUAGCCAAUCUGAUGCGCGCAUACACGUGGUCAGGGAUGAAGAAUGACUGCGUAGAGUAUGUCCGCAGUUGUAAAGUUUGCCAACGUAAUAAGACCAGGACGCGCGCCCUGCUAGGUCUUCUCAGACCCUUGCCCAUUCCAGACCAGCCGGGAGACUCAGUGUCCAUCGACUUUAUGGACACCCAAGUCAAGAGUAGGCAUGGGUCUGCUCAUAUCGACUCGCAAUGCAAGCGUACGCAAGCAGUCGCAAUGAUGGCGUACUACGUAGUGCCCAUGACCAAGCGGUCCCUCGUGGAUCCGAGUACCACUUAUGACACUCAAGUGUCAGACUCGAAGUAUCGUGAGGGUCUACUCCCUCACGAUAUUGCACGGCUGAAGGAAUAGCCGUGCGGCCGCCGCGAGACCUCGGGCCUUCGGCUUGAGUGUCUCGGCAGGUAAGGCAAAUAGGCUCUGCGCGGGGGGAAAUUCCUUCCAUGCAGAGCCUAGGGCUUGGGAUGUC